Messenger RNA from Ictalurus punctatus (channel catfish), 1879 nucleotides. It is a transcript of the gene gja1a, whose product is annotated as gap junction protein alpha 1a. The coding region runs from base 628 to 1704 and encodes 358 amino acids. Lineage: Eukaryota; Metazoa; Chordata; Actinopteri; Siluriformes; Ictaluridae. Gene Ontology annotation, cellular component: connexin complex. The record is from RefSeq and is a predicted model, not a curated record. Gene Ontology annotation, biological process: cell communication. The transcript is spliced from 2 exons.
UUUUUUUUACCAUCUCCUUUCUUCAUAUUUUAUUUUGCAAUUCUAUUUUCUUUCCUAGAUGUCUUCCUCUCCUCCUCUUCUCUAUUUGUUUCUGGUGUGUGUCCUCUCUAUCCUCCAGAUGGUGCUCCAUUCUCAGCUCUCAGUCCUUUCUCCCCCCAAAAAACCUUAAACUCUGGCAAUCUGAACACACAUACAACUACAAAUUCGGUUAACGGAGCUGGUGUGUGUGUGUGUGUGUAUGCGCGCGCAUAUAUGUGUGUGUGUGUGUGUGUGUGUGUGUGUGUGUGUGUGUGUCAGAUGACCACAAACUUUUUCCAUUGCGCCUCAAAUCUUCCGAAUGGAUGGAAAGCGCCACAUUUAGGCCUGCACUCCAUCAAAAAAGCUUUGUCUAACACACUUCCCUUCAGUCUCGUCCCUCGGGCUCUGUUUUUAUCAUGAUUUGAAGGCUUUUUCUUCCUUUCGCAGACGCAGAAAGAAAGAGGGAACGCUCAGAGAACUUUUUAUUAUUUGACAGGACGAAGAGGAAGAAAGGAAAAUAAACAUUUUAAAACAAAAAACUUUGUUAGAACUGACAAAUUGAUGAAGUGGUGCUGAUUUUGACGAGACACCCGCGCCCUUGUUUGAAUCAUGGGUGACUGGAGCACCUUGGCGAAGCUUCUCGAUAAGGUGCAGGUGUACUCGACGGCCGGAGGCAAGCUCUGGCUCUCCGUCCUCUUCAUCUUCCGCAUCCUGGUGUUGGGAACCGCUGUGGAGUCGGCGUGGGGCGACGAGCAGUCGGCGUUCGAGUGCAACACGCAGCAGCCGGGCUGUGAAAACGUCUGCUACGACAAAUCCUUCCCCAUCUCGCACGUACGCUUCUGGGUUCUGCAGAUCAUCUUCGUCUCUGUGCCGACGCUCCUUUACCUCGGCCACGUGCUCUUCCUCAUGCACAAGGACGAGAAGCUGAAGAAGAAGGAGGACAGGCUGAGGAAAGCCGAGCGGGAAGGGAGCAACGUCCACGCUCGACUUCACAAGAUCCAGGCCAAGAAGUUCAAGUACGGUUUAGAGGAGCCUGGAAAGAUCAAAAUGAGAGGAGCCUUGUUUUACACCUACAUCGUAAGCGUGGUGUUGAAAUCGGUAUUCGAGGUGGCGUUCUUGCUCAUACAGUGGUACCUUUACGGAUUCCGUUUAUCGGCCGUUUACACGUGCGAGAGGUUCCCCUGCCCGCAUAAAGUGGACUGCUUCCUGUCUCGUCCUACGGAGAAAACCGUGUUCAUCAUGUUCAUGCUCGUGGUGUCCUUGAUCUCGCUGGCUCUUAAUGUCUUCGAGUUUUUCGCCGCCAUCUUCAAGAGGAUGAAGGAUCAUUUCAGAGAGGCCGAGAAGCUGCUGGACAUGGAGAGCACGAUCAGGCCGUGCCGUGGAGAGGACAUGUCCGGCUACGGGUACCACUGCUCGGCUCCUGCGUCUAACCUGGGCUACAAUUUAGACACGGCCGAUAAAUCCAACUCCUCGGAUAAUUUUGACAAACAGGCCAACGAGCAGAACUGGACGAACUACAGCACCGAGCAAAAUCAGCUCGGCCAGAGAGAUUACUGCCCGUCUCAGACGUUUGUGUAUCCUCAGAAAAUGCCUCUAGGUAAAGACCUCCUGCUUCUUAAACAGCUCGACCCUCGACCCCAGAGUCGCUCUAGCAGUCGUGCCCGGCCUGAUGACCUGGACAUCUAGGAGUUUACACUUUUUUUGUUUAAUAUCUUGUAUCAAAAUAUGCUCUCAAAAUGUUCUCAUUGAGUACUCUAAAUACUGUGAGCUCCUCAGUCUAGCUACAAGGAUGAAUUAAUGCUUUAACGAGAUUCCGCUCCACGUUGAUUACAGUGAGAAGAAAUACAUUUGGGCAAUUCCA